Messenger RNA from Schistosoma turkestanicum, 1557 nucleotides. Lineage: Eukaryota; Metazoa; Platyhelminthes; Trematoda; Strigeidida; Schistosomatidae. The record is from the annotation of a GenBank genome assembly.
AUGUCCACCGUAUCAGGAACAGCAUCCACUCUUCUGUUACCUUAUGGAACAUCAGCUUAUUGUAAUAGAAAAAUAAAUCAAAACCUGGAAGAGGAUACAGGAAUAGAUCAACUUAAUUCAGAUGAAAUAUUUCGUCCAGCCAUUGAAACUGAAAGAUUAGUUAUCAAUGUAAGUGGUUUACGUUUUGAAACACAAGCACAAACUGUCAAUCAAUUUCCUGACACCUUAUUAGGUAAUCCAAAUAAACGUAAUCAUUAUUAUGAUCCUUUGAGAAAUGAAUAUUUUUUCGAUAGAAACAGAUCAAGUUUUGACGGGAUACUUUAUUUUUAUCAAAGUGGUGGACGACUUCGACGACCAGUCAAUGUACCAAUUGAUGUAUUCAAUGAAGAAAUAAAAUUUUAUGAACUAGGUGAAGAAGCACUGGCUAAAUAUCGUGAAGAAGAAGGAUUUAUUAAAGAAGAACCAAAAAUUCUACCAAGAAAUCGUUUUCAACGUAAAGUUUGGCUGUUAUUUGAAUAUCCUGAAAGUUCAUUAGCAGCUCGUAUACUGGCUAUUGGUUCAGUAUUUGUUAUUCUACUAUCAAUUAUCAUAUUUUGUUUAGAAACUUUACCACAUUUUCGUCGUUAUAAAAUAAUGAAUAACUUUAAUUCUACAUUAUGUUAUGAAGAUGUAAUUUUUGAAGAGGAUGAUUUACCAACUAUCGAUCAACCAUUUUUUGUCAUUGAAACAUUUUGUAUAGUAUGGUUUAGUUGUGAACUACUCAUACGUUUUGCUUCAUCUCCGAAGAAAUUUGAAUUUUUCAAAGUGCUAAUGAAUGUCAUUGAUGUGGUUUCAAUUAUACCAUAUUUUAUAACUCUUGGUGCUGUGAUUAUUGAUGAUCCAAAACAACGUAAUCAAACAACAUCAUUAGCUGUAUUGAGAGUUAUUCGACUUGUUCGUGUUUUUCGUAUAUUCAAAUUAUCCAGACAUUCAAAAGGAUUACAAAUUUUAGGACAAACAUUAAGAGCAAGUGUUCGAGAAUUAGGAUUACUUGUAUUCUUUUUACUGAUUUGUGUUAUUCUCUUUUCAUCAGCUGUUUAUUUUGCUGAAGCUGAUGCUGACACUUCAUUGUUUCGUAGUAUACCGGAUGGAUUUUGGUGGGCUGUUGUAACAAUGACCACAGUUGGUUAUGGAGAUAUGCGACCGGUUACUGUAUGGGGUAAAUUAAUUGGUUCAUUGUGUGCUAUUGCUGGUGUAUUAACUAUUGCACUUCCUGUUCCUGUAAUUGUAUCGAAUUUUAAUUAUUUUUAUCAUCGUGAAACUGAAUCCGAUGAUAUUUCACAUCCGAUUUCUUCAUCUUUGGAAACUGAUGAUGAUGUUGUGAAUAAAGAACAACAAAUAAAUACAAAAAUUCGUAGUAUUACUUACAAUAUGAAUCGUAACAGUAGUGGUAAUAGUAGUAGUGGCAGUAAUAAAUCUAUAAAAGUCAUUUCACACAUUGAGGACAGUGUUAAUAAUCAAUAUGAUCCAAUAAUCACUGGUGCCUUAAAACCAAAUUCUGUAACAUCGAAACAUUGA